AUGACGGAGACCCAGAAACACAACCUCUUCACACCGGAACCUCACUAUAUCCCUGGCUAUGCCGGCUUCUACCCACAGCUCCGAUACCAAGUGGGGAACACCUAUGGGCGCACCACGGCCCAGCUGCUCACGGACCCCAGUGUGCAGAAGAGCCCCUGCUCCGUGCUGUCCCCCAUGUCCAGGCCCAAGUUCAUUGAGGACUUCAGCAAGCCCAAGCCGCCCUUGGUUCCCUGCCGAGACCUGACCCAGCCCUAUAUCCCACACUACACCGGUCUCAAGCCCUACAAGAACCUGGAGAUCGUCGGCCAGUUUCCACCCCAGGAGGCGGAUGCCCAGGGGCUGCUGGGGGCAGAGAACGUGUCGAGGCAGGUGCCACUGCCUGCAGGCUUCAUGCCUUACCCUCCCUACCCACUGUGCCCGCCGGGCAGAAAGGGGGACUCCAGGGACUUGGGACACCCAGGUCUGAGGCUGGCGUUCGGAGAGGAGGGCUGGAGGAGCCCCCAGCCUGUCCAUGAGGCCCCGGAGCGGUACCAGCUGUACCACUGCCGGAGGAAUGAAUACCCGCCCCUGCCCCACCAGUCAGAGACACUGGAUGUGGGCAGGUAUGAGAGGCUGCCUCAGCUGGACCACCCCAACCUGAUCCAACGCAAGGCUAUCUCAGGCUACGCUGGCUUCGUGCCCCGGUUCGCCUGGGUGAUGGGGAUCAAUUACCGCGAUGGGGUCACACAGGCUAUGGAUGAGUUUGACAAGAGCCAGUUCUUGUUCAGGAACCCCAUCUGUGCCCUGGGCGAGAGGCUGCCCAGAACACACUGGCCCAGCAACAGCAUCUACAACAGCCGAGGCCUGAUCCCCUUCUACAUGGGAUUUAUACCAUCCGCUCAAGACAACUACGCGCUGACAUUUGGCAACAGCACUCGGAAGGCCUAUCAGAAGGAAAUGGAGAGGCGGAGGUCCACGCUAUGAAAAUGCUUUAAUGGACGUGUCUGUACAGCAUGUGACGCAAGACAGAAGAACAGCAAGUGAGACAGUGAGACACGGAUAUCCAAACAGGUGGAGUGAAUAAAGAGUUCACCCGCUUCCCCGCUAGCAGAUGGCCCUA
Trichechus manatus latirostris (Florida manatee) is the source of this 1099-nucleotide messenger RNA. It is a transcript of the gene CIMIP2A, whose product is annotated as ciliary microtubule inner protein 2A. The record is from RefSeq and is a predicted model, not a curated record. Gene Ontology annotation, cellular component: nucleus. NCBI's taxonomy places the organism in Eukaryota, Metazoa, Chordata, Mammalia, Sirenia, Trichechidae. Bases 1 to 963 code for a protein of 320 amino acids. The transcript is spliced from 7 exons.